Messenger RNA from Dovyalis caffra, 158 nucleotides. Lineage: Eukaryota; Viridiplantae; Streptophyta; Magnoliopsida; Malpighiales; Salicaceae. The record is from the annotation of a GenBank genome assembly.
AAAGGGCUUAUAUUAGAGAGAGGCAUAAUUAACUAUAUUCGAGUAUUUUGUCAACGAUCUUUUCCUUCUCAUCAUGGACCACACCAUGAGUAUAUUAAUUCGACUUUGCCAUUAGUGAGAAGGUAUGGGGAGGGAGAUAGAGAGAAAAGCCAAGAUUG